This is a messenger RNA of Argiope bruennichi, 1599 nucleotides long. Its product is annotated as transmembrane protein 151B-like. NCBI's taxonomy places the organism in Eukaryota, Metazoa, Arthropoda, Arachnida, Araneae, Araneidae. Bases 1 to 1500 code for a protein of 499 amino acids. The transcript is spliced from 5 exons. The record is from RefSeq and is a predicted model, not a curated record.
AUGCCACUGCACGAGAUUUUAGAAUUUUUGCUCAUUAAGCAACGUCCCGAGAAGCAAAGCCUGUGCAAGAGCCUCCGUCGCGACGCCCACAUCAAGUGCCUCGUCCUGACCCUCCUGAUCAUCGGCUGCUUGGCCGCCCUGGUGUGGUGCCAGUGCGCCCGCGUCACGCGUCUCGUCGUCAACUUCCACAGCUUCCCCAUCACCACCCGCAGGACGGCCAGCCCCUGCGAGGAGGGCUACGUCUUCAUCCCCCUCGCCUUCAUGGCCAUGCUGUAUCUCGUCUACCUGGUCGAAUGCUGGCAUUGCACCACCAGGAUGGAGUUGGCCUACAAGGUGGAUUCCUCUUUCGUCUACGAGCACAUCCAACAGAUGAGAGAGACCCAACCCGUCAUCUGGUGGAAAGCUGUGUGCUAUCACUACGUUAGAAGGACGAGACACGUGACACGGUAUCGUAAUGGCGAUGCCUACACCACAACACAAGUCUACUACGAGAGAGUCAACUCGCACGGGUCAGGAGCCAGCUUCGCUUACACGAACUGCGGAGUGAAGGACAUCUCCAAAAAGCUGAUCGACUUGGAGAAGCACCCUGCCACCAAGAUACGCUUCAGUAAGGGCUUCGCAUUCGCCAACUUGGAUGCAGCGAACGAGUUCGACGAACAGAGGAGACGAUUCUUCCACGAGAACGAAAGACUGGAUGAUUAUAUGGAAAUGUGCGAAGGUUUGGACCUGGUGGGCGUCAACUUUCAGGAGCACAUGGUUGCUUUCGCAGAACCCCACAGGCUGCCUUGGUACGUCUCUCACAUGAUCUUCUGGAUCUUCAGCUUGUUUCUGCUCUCCUGGCCUCUACGCGUGCUCAUCCAAUACAAAACUGCUUACGUCCACUACCAGGUGAACAAGCUCUUCGGCGUCAAUUACCUCACCCCCUCCAGCGAGGCGCAGAUCGUGGGCCACAUGUCGAGGGGCACCACCAUCGACAGCUCCGAAUUCGAGCGGCAGAUCAUCAACAACAAUACCAUCGCCCCUAGCUACUCAGAAUCACUCCUCCUCAGAUCCUCAAGUUCUUUCAUGGAACAGAACAGAACUCAGACCCAAAUUCAAAUAACAGCACCCGAAACCAACCUUGCACCCCCAAGUAGGUCUUCGUCGUCAAGACGAUUCUCAACCACUGGAAUUCCUGUUUCCAUCAGUAGAUCUUCCCUCCAAAAUGGUCGAGUUGUCUAUUAUGUAUCUCCCCUGGAGGACACUAAUAACGAAAAUAGUUCCAGGCGGCCAGCUGAAGAUGGUACUACCACCUCAGAGAUACCUCCUCCACCGUCAUAUGACGACGCCUUACGCCAUUGUCGACCCCUAUUCCUGCCUCUAAGAAGGUCCAUAACGGACAGGGACAUACAGAGGAGACUUCCUCUAGUGUUUGUUCAUCAAAGUCACCAAAGGGACACCCUACCAUUGGGAGACCACAUAGAGGAAAACGAACCUGAAACGGUACAAACGAGUUUAUGACCAGUAGGGAGUUUGGAAUCAAACAAUCAGUCAAGCAGUGCGAAAUAUGAGCAUGUUGAAGAAUGAAGCACUCAUUAGCAGAUGAAAUAAAUAUCAAGA